Polistes canadensis is the source of this 1775-nucleotide messenger RNA. RefSeq names its product lachesin (gene Lac). The record is from RefSeq and is a predicted model, not a curated record. The coding region runs from base 270 to 1361 and encodes 363 amino acids. The transcript is spliced from 6 exons. Lineage: Eukaryota; Metazoa; Arthropoda; Insecta; Hymenoptera; Vespidae. Gene Ontology annotation, cellular component: neuron projection.
CCAUGUUUAUUGUCGAUCAACAGACACCUGUGAGCAUACAAGCUACGUUCCUGUGAGCAUCGCCCUCUUAUCGUCAAACGGUGAUUCUGUGUUCAUUCAUCAGAAAACAUUAAUGUAAUCGAUUUUUGAAAAAUAAGUUUGUUUAAUAAAUUACUUUUUAGAACUUUAAGAAUAUUGAAAAAGUUCUUUGUCUUAGCGAACUUAACGAAGUUAGUUUUGAAAUAAAGUGAAAAAUAUUCAACUGCCGUUUAAGUAUUGUUUGGUGAAUCAUGGUGAAAAUUAUACUAAUUCUUACUGUUGCAAUAAUACAGUUAGCAACAUGUCAACGUUCACCAACAAUUUCUUAUAUUUCACAAGAACAAAUUAAGGAUAUUGGUGGAACUGUUGAAUUACUUUGCUCAGUGCAAUACGGUCAAGAAUAUCCAGUAUUAUGGAUGAAAACAAAUAAAGAGAGUGGAUAUGAUCCAUUACCACUUUCUACAAAUAGUGCCUUAAUUGUAAAAGAUAGUAGGUUUGCUCUUAGAUAUGAUCAAGCAUCUUCUACGUAUACUUUACAGAUAAAGGACAUACAAGAAACAGAUGCAGGAUUUUAUUCAUGCCAAGUUUUGAUUGCUAUUAAUAAUCGAUUAUCUGCAGAAGUAGAAUUGAAAGUACGAAGACCACCUAUUAUUAGUGACAAUUCUACUCGGUCUAUUGUCGUUAGCGAAGGACAAUCGGAAGUAAAAUUAAAAUGUCAUGCAGGAGGAUUUCCAGAACCAAGAAUUUCAUGGCGUAGAGAAAACAAUGCUAUUUUACCAACGGGUGGAUCAAUUUAUCGUGGAAAUGUACUCAAAAUAAAUAACAUUCGCAAGGAAGAUCGGGGAACAUAUUAUUGUAUUGCUGAAAAUGGUGUAGGACGUGGCGCAAGACGUAAUAUUAAUGUUGAAGUUGAAUUUGCUCCUGUAAUAACAGCACCUAGACCACGUUUAGGUCAAGCUUUACAGUAUGACAUGGAUUUAGAAUGUCACGUAGAAGCUUAUCCUCCACCUGCAAUAGUUUGGUUAAAAGAUGGCACCAUAUUGGUAAACAAUCAGCAUCAGAGUAUAUCUCAUUUUGCAACUGCAGAUGAAUAUAGUGAUACUACAAUUCGAAUAAUAACAAUAGAAAAGAAACAAUAUGGAGAAUACACAUGUCGUGCUUCUAACAAGUUAGGAACUGCAGAAACUAAAGUUGAGCUUUUUGAAACCUUUACCCCAGUUUGUCCACCAGCUUGUGCUCAAGUGCAUUUUGGAACUGGUGCGACUCCAGUUUCUUCAGGACCCUUGAUAGUCCUUAUUUUAGUUAUUACCAUACUGAUGAGAAAUUUCUAUGCCAAAUAUUAACUACCCAGGACUUCAGUGGGCAACUGCAAAUCAAUGUUCAUUAUCAAAGUGGCUACUUGCAGCAGUUAGUAUUACUAUUUUGGAUAGAUUUUAAGAAACUUAAUAUAAUCCCGGGGGCCUGAUAUUCGACAUUUUUACUUAGAUAAUAUAUUAGAUACAUUUAGAUACUUACUAUUGAAAUAUCGAGACGAAUUAUUAUAUAAAUGACACGAAGCCUAAUACAUAUAUACAUGUGCAUGCCCUCUUAUUUGUGUAUGCAGAGAAUAUACACAAGUUGAGUUCUGUAUACACAAUGUUAAGAGAAGUACAAUACGUUGGUAAUAUGAAUGUUGGUAGUACAAAUUAACAUUCCAGAGCAAAAGUUUAUAAUAAUGUCACGGUAGUGGUACAUAUAAUUAAUAAAGUUUUGUAGGA